AUGGCGCUCGUCGACGGAGCCGUGCCUGGCAUGCGGGUGCUGGUGCAGUAUUCGUCGGAUCCAGGCUGGACGCAUGAGCGUGUUCUGUGCUGGCCCACGGCUUCUGACCUCUCGGAGUGGAUGGUGUAUACUGCUGGCAACCAUUUGUAUCCUGAAGGGCGGGCCGACUAUACCUCAGUGGUGAAGUGGACUGGCAAGCGGGUCUACCCGCCGGGCACGACCAAUGUUGUUGCCUUCAGCCGGCCCCUGACUGACGAGGAGCUUCUCAGCGUCGUCAAGCGGGGCCGUGGUGAGGCGAUCGCUGACCACGGCAACGCGGCCGCCACAUGGGCCGGGACAGGCGUGACCUGGACCGGUCGCCGCCUCGCAGUGCCGGACGUGAUGGCGGUCGACGCGCCGAGGGUCGAGCGGCGGCUGCGCGGCAAGCAGGUCCGCCCCGCCGAGGCCGAGGCGGCUGCGCCGCUCGCCGACGCCGACGGGGGCGCUGGCGCCACCGGGCCGCGGCCGCCGCCGCCCGAGGAGCUGCCGCCAGGCACCUGGGUGCUAAGCUCGCUCGACGGCGGCGCCGACUUCGGGCUUGAGGUGAGACUGUCGCCGAACGCCGUCGUCCGGGGCAGGUGCGGCGUCGACCAGGACCCGCGGGGCGAGUGGUUCCCGAUCGAGUUCGUGACGGACGACGCGAUGGAGCGGUGGCGCGAGGAUAAGCUGGUGGCGGCCGACAAGCUCCGACCCGCCCGCGAGGCCUUAGAGGAGAGGCUCUUCCCGGGCCGCGAGGCCGGCGCUGGCGGGACCGCCACCCCCCCGCCAGAGCCAGAGGGCGGGGGGCUUGGCCCCGAGUGCGUCGCUACUCACGAGAGGGAGGACUUGCGCACGUGCUGGAUCGAUACCGACGAGACCGGUGCCAGGUUCAAGGAGUGGAGGAAGGUCGUGCAGGAGAGCACACAGGAGAUCUUCUCGGACUCGAGCAUCCGUGGGCCUCCCGCCUGCCUCGAGAUUUGUCGUAAGAUGUAUCGCCAUGGUGGCGCGCCCAAGAUGUGGUUUCAGGAGUGGUGCAAGGAGCAGGGCGUGACCAGGAAGGAUCGCGCCUACCACGAGGUGCAGACCUUCAUCGAAGUGCUGUACCUGGCGGGGACCUAUGACCAGCUCAACAUGGGCGCCCUGGCGUCGUUGGAGGUGGUCUCGCGGCGGCUGCUGCAGUAUGUGGAGGCUUACGCGCACGGGGCCGAGAACGCGAACUGGGGCGCGGCGAAGCACCUGGGCGGCACGACCAACCCGCUCGACUUGGUGCCCGACGCGCUCCGGAGCUAUGCCAGCCGACUGUCCAAGGAGGAGCAGGAGCUGGAGGCGCUGCGGAUGCGGUCCCGCGUCCCCGGCGCUGCUCCAGCCGACGGCGCGGGCGCGGCAGCCGCGGCCGUCGCCUCUGGCGGCCUGCCCGCCGCUGGAGCUGCCGGCGGCGCCGCGGCCGAGGGAGGCGAGUGCCCGACCGUCUCCCGCAGAACUAAGGGCAGUUCGGGGCUCCGUGGGUCGGCCUGCCUGCCCAUAGCCCCGUUGGCGGCGCUCCCUGACGACUGGUGCGACGGCCUGACGCCUGGUCAGCGGCGCCGCUGGCUGCGAGACGGCAACGCAGCCUGCAAGAGCUUGAAUUACUUGCACGGUGGUGAGCAUCGCAGUGGCACGGCGCCCGAGGGGAGCGUUAGCCAGCGUAAGAUGGAUCUCAUCAGGGCCGAUGUGCAGCAGCGCGUCUUCUCGGCGGCUCGUCGCUGGAUUGACGUUGACAGCGCCAUCACAGAGCAGGAGGCGUUGGCCAAGCUUCUGAAGGGCAAGGCGGGCUACGCUCCUCUUGGCUCUACCAGCAUGGGCUCCUACGAGUACUCGCGGGUCAGCUUGCCGGACUGCGUCCUGGACGCCCCCAGUCUGGCCCAGAUGCUACCUGCGGAGGCGAGGAUUUUCCUCGAGGAGUACUCCACCAAGAUGCUGCUUCCCCCUCGUGAGGCGGCACUAAUACGAGAGCUUCAUGGACUUCCUGGUUGUCAUACUGACCCUCUGCUGCUCCAACGUCCUCGGAGCUACGCGAAGUUCGUGAGACGG
Prorocentrum cordatum is the source of this 2088-nucleotide messenger RNA. NCBI's taxonomy places the organism in Eukaryota, Dinophyceae, Prorocentrales, Prorocentraceae. The record is from the annotation of a GenBank genome assembly.